CUUGGAGGAGCACUACUGCUGCAGGAGGCACACGGCACGCUUGAGGUCUCUUAACACUCCUUAGCUACAUCAGGCCUAGCAGCUCGUGAAACAGCUCACGAGGGCAAGGACCAAUUUCAGUAAUCCUGUCCAUGUAAUGGCUUCCUAGGAUAGACAGAAGAAGACAAAGAUAAAGAGAGGAAAGAAAAAAGAAAAAGGUUUAGGGAGGAAUGCAAGGAUGGGGACAGGAACUGUGCUAGGAAUAGGGACCCAAGUAUCUUUCAACUUGCUCAGCCAAGGAAUAAGAUGUGUUAAACUGACACCAAUGUUUGUGAUAUUAGCAAUUGUAGUAUUGACUGUGUCUCCAGUCACAGAAUCGGCCAAUGUGAAAUUACAACCAGGUUCUGUCGAUCUUUUAGAAAGUGUUGACAUAAAUGGGCAUACAUGGGCCGAAGAUGAAUAUGAUGAAAUUACAGUAGAGAAUGUAACAGGAAUUUGUUGGGAUCGACCUCAGAAAGGCGGAAAAAUUGAAGAUGACUGGGGAUGGCGAAUUGGACCAGACUCCCAGCUCAACACGCAGAUACAAACAGUCUUCCCAUAUGGAUUUCCUGAAGACUUUGCCAUCAUUGCAACAUUCAGAGCUGAUGAAGCUGUUCAGGGCAAGCUAUUUACUAUAUACAGUGACAAGGAAGCCCAGGAGCUCAUGUCACUGUCGGUUGGCGACCAAGUCAGAUUUACAUAUACUGACAAAAAGGGAAAACCAGGACGAGAUGCAUCACCCAUUUUAAAUGUGACACUAAAUGAUGGCUUUUGGCAGCGACUGUCACUUAGUGUGAAAGGAGACGCUCUGACAGUCUUCCACAACUGCGAGCAGCUAGACACCAUUCCACUCAAGAGAACCCUACCCUCAGAAUUUGCAACCGAUGGAAUCAUUUUUGUUGGGCAUCAGCUAUUUGAAGAAGAUAUAUUUACAGGUGACCUUCAGGACCUGAUUAUUGUGCCUGAUCCUGAGGCUGCAUACGAACACUGUACAUAUUACACCCCUGAGUGUGACAAACCCUUCAAGUCAAAGAAGAAGAAGGGCAAGAAGGUGCAGUCGGGCGGCAAAAAUACCACUGCUGUCAAGACCAGUUUUGGCAAGGAUAUUGAAGCAGGACAGCUUCCUGGACUAAGAGUAGAUUUUGGAUCAGCUGAUCUCGAGGAAGUCGCUUACAGAUUUGGACCCCCAGGACCCCCAGGACAUAGAGGACCUGCAGGUGCCCCAGGUACUACUGGAGAUCCUGGUCUGGCUGGACGUGAUGGUAUUCCUGGAUCUAAUGGCGUUCCUGGACCUCCAGGACAUGUUUUUGUCAUUCCAAUGCAGUAUGAUCAGAAAGCAGGAGGGGACCAAGCUCAAGCAUUCAGGACCAUGCUUGCCCAACAUAUGCUGGCCAUGAGGGGAGCUGCUGGACCACAGGGUAUGAGCGGUCUCACUGGACGUGCGGGUCCCCCUGGUAUGGAGGGAGAGAAGGGAGAUCCUGGCAACCCUGGAGAACAGGGUCCAGUUGGAUCUCACGGUAUGCCAGGUGUUCCAGGACCUCAGGGAAAGAGGGGCAAACCUGGUCGUGAUGGCGAGAGAGGCAUGAUGGGACCACCAGGAGAUAAGGGUUUGACUGGCUUCCCAGGAAUACCCGGUAUGCCUGGAGAGAAGGGACAUCGUGGUAUUCCCGGUAAUUCAGGAGAGAUUGGACCAAUGGGCAGUGAUGGCGACCGGGGAGAUCCUGGUGAGCCAGGACUGGUUGGAGCACAGGGAGAUUUGGGUCCACGUGGAUUCAUGGGACCAAGAGGCCGUCCAGGACCCGUGGGUCCACCUGGUAUGCCAGGAUCAGAGGGCUCAAUGGGAUUCAAGGGAGACAGGGGACCUUUUGGAGCCCCAGGAGCCCCUGGCAACUCCGGAUCAUCAGGACCAACUGGUCCACCAGGUCAACCUGGACAACAGGGUCCUUCAGGCAUCAUGGGCGCCACUGGAAAGCCUGGACUCCCUGGUCUGUCUGGCGCCAUGGGACCACCGGGCAUGAACGGUGAUAAUGGCGAAUCAGGACCUAAGGGAGAUGCUGGUUCACGAGGACCAAUGGGUGUCAUUGGCUAUCCUGGACCCCGAGGAGUAAAGGGAGACUCUGGUCCCCGAGGACCUAUUGGCGACACUGGACCCAAGGGAACUCCUGGUCUGGAUGGAAUGAAAGGCGACAUGGGCAACAAGGGCGACAGAGGCAAUGUCGGUAUCCGUGGACCUAUUGGUAUCGAGGGUGUUGAUGGCAUGAAGGGAGAUUCUGGUCCACCUGGUGAGGUUGGCCCUGUUGGAAUGCCCGGAGAAAAGGGAAGGAUUGGAAUUCCCGGUUUCCCUGGCUACCCAGGACCCCCAGGAGAGAAGGGUGAACGUGGCAGGAAUGGCCGUCGUGGAAGAAGAGGAGCUCGAGGGAAGUUGGGUGUGCAUGGACCCCCAGGCGAGAGAGGCGAACAUGGACCAAGGGGUCAGCAAGGAGAGCGUGGAAAGCAAGGCAUCCCCGGCCCUAUUGGCCCCAAGGGAGAUACAGGAGCACCUGGGCCCCCAGGGUUCCAGGGCGAGCAGGGAAUUCAGGGAUCACCUGGACCCUCUGGACUCAUUGGACCUCCAGGAUCAAGCGGUCUCCCAGGAAAGGAUGGUAUGCCCGGGUUUAAUGGUGACCGUGGUGAACCUGGUCUGCCAGGAUCCCCCGGCCAACCUGGACCAAUCGGUGUCAUGGGACCUCCGGGAGCCCCCGGUGAACCUGGUACUGAGGGUGAACGAGGAUCCCCUGGUAACCCUGGUCCCCCUGGUGAUACUGGACUCCCCGGCCCUGGAGGAAAACCUGGAGCAGAGGGUCCUCCUGGACCACGUGGUGAGUCUGGAAUCCCCGGACCCCCAGGACAUGGAGGUUUCCCCGGAGAUAGAGGAUUCCCAGGACCUGCUGGUGAGAGUGGUAUUCCAGGUAUUGGCGGCCCGGUUGGACCUCAAGGACCUCCUGGCGAGAAAGGUUCCCAGGGAGAGCCAGGCCCAGCAGGAACUGCCGGCAUCAGGGGACGCAUUGGCCUACCUGGUCCACUUGGCAAGAGAGGGCUGAAGGGAGAUAUGGGACCCGAGGGCAUCCCUGGCCAGUCUGGAAUACAGGGACCACAGGGGCCUAGGGGCUACAGAGGACCAUCUGGACCAGUGGGUGCUCCAGGCUUGGAGGGAGAUAAGGGAGAUCCUGGCCCACCAGGAGAGAGAGGAUUCAAGGGAGACAAUGGUCCAUUUGGGCCACCUGGACCACAAGGACCUCAGGGACCACAGGGUGCAGUGGGUCCACCAGGCCCUUCCGGAGAACAUGGACUGCGAGGCAUACAGGGCGUGCGAGGCAAAAAGGGUUCCGAGGGCCCCAGGGGUUUGUUGGGACCUACAGGUCUCCCAGGUAUCCAGGGCAUGCCCGGUCCCCCAGGACCCAAGGGAGAGGCUGGCGAUCGUGGCUCUAUGGGACCACCAGGAGCUCCAGGACCCAUGGGAAUCCCCGGCGUUCCCGGAACACCAGGCACCCCCGGAGUGACAGGCAUCCCUGGCCCCGAGGGAUCCAUGGGACCGAAAGGAGAUCAGGGCGACCCUGGAACACCUGGUGUUGGUGGAAUCGAUGGAAAUCCUGGCCCACCAGGAGGCCCUGGUGCUAAGGGAGACGAUGGAAGAAUUGGUUUCCAAGGAGAUCCUGGCCCACGGGGAGAGCGUGGUCCUGAGGGAGACAAGGGAGAAGUGGGUCUGCCUGGUCAGACUGGCCCACCUGGAGAUGCAGGCGAAUCUGGACAGAAGGGAGAGUCUGGAACACCAGGAACUGAUGGAGAGCCAGGACCACCUGGUGUCAUGGGACCACCUGGACCUCAAGGAGAACCUGGUCUGCCAGGACGAUCUGGAAAACAGGGUGAGAUGGGUAUUCCUGGAGUGCAGGGCAGCUAUGGCGGCCCUGGUGAGAAGGGAGAUCGUGGUCUGAGAGGACCCCAUGGACAGAGAGGAGCACCUGGACCACCUGGUCCCGCUGGAGCUAAUGGACCUGUUGGACCCGUUGGACAACCUGGACCAGUGGGUGAACCUGGAGCAUCCGGACCCCCCGGCAUUCCUGGAGACCAGGGAGCUAUCGGACCAAUUGGACCUGCUGGCCCUAAAGGAAACAGAGGUGUAAAGGGAGUUAAGGGUCACCGUGGACCAAUGGGACUGAUGGGAAUGGAUGGCGAGCCUGGCCCCAAGGGAGAGCCUGGACCACGAGGUGUUGAGGGAACCAAGGGAGAGAAGGGAGACUUGGGUCCUCUCGGAUCAGCUGGACCUCAGGGUAUCGACGGGACUCCCGGUAUGCCUGGUCCAACUGGGCCCCCUGGCCCUAAAGGAGAAGCUGGUAUGACCGGACCGAAAGGAGAUGUUGGAGGACUGGGACCCCCAGGACCCCCCGGUCCCCCUGGUGAUGCUGGUUCCCUGCCCCUGGCGGACAUGGUCCCCCCACAGCCUUCCAAACGCAGGAGGAGAAGGAGGAGGAGGAGGCGACGAUCUGUGGAUGACAUGGACAUCCAGAAUGAUGUGCAGUCAGCAUUUAACCGUCUCCAGAAGAAGCAUACGGACAUCAAGGCACCAACUGACGAGAUCAAGAUGAAGCAUGUGAUGAAAGAGCUUGUGUCUAUCGUCUUCAAGCACAUCGAUGGUCUUCAGGAGGAGGUACACAAUAUCAAGUACCCACGGGGAACACGCGAAAACCCAGCCACUUCCUGUAGGGAAAUUAUGCUUGGACAUCCUAACUUCAAGAAUGGUUGGUACUGGAUUGAUCCCAACCUGGGAUCUGUAGAUGACGCCCUUCAAGUGUGGUGCAACCUCACAUCCAAAGGAGAAACCUGUAUCUACCCAACAUCUCGCACCAAGAUGAGUUCUGAGCAGUACUGGGAGAGAGACCCAGCCAGUCCCCACAAAUGGUACCAUGAGAUGGAUGGGGCACACAAGAUCCGCUAUGGCACCCCUGGCUCCCGCAUACAGAUGUCUCUGUUGAGACUACUGAGUGAGGAGGCCAUCCAACAGUUCACCUUCUUCUGCUCUGGCUCUGUCGCCUGGUACGAUCAGGCCAACCAAGGCUUCGAGAACGCCCUCACGCUACUUGGGGAGAACGACUAUGAAUUUGAUUAUCAACAGAAGAAGUGGAUAGAAGUUCUACAUGAUGGUUGCAGUGACCGAAGACAGAAUGGCUUCACAGUAAUCUCUAUCCGUACACGCAAGGUGAACCGCCUGCCGAUAGUGAGUUUCAUGCCGAUGGACUAUGGAAACCCAUGGCAAAAGUUCGGCUUUGAGGCAGGGCCAGUCUGCUUUCAUUGACACAAAUGCACAAGGCUAUGCACAGUGCUAAAAGCAAUUUCUUGCCAAGAGAAAUUUGUGAUAAAUAUUUUGUCAAUCAUUUUCUACUCCGUCCAAAUAAUAGGGCUUUCUGCAAGUACAAAACAUUGAUUUCGUUACACAUAUUGUAGUAUUAUCAUUGAAAUAUAGUGCUUUAAGAAUCUGGGAGUAACUUCACAUAUCACAUUACAACGUACCAAGCAUGCUGUCAGCUUCAUUCUUAUCAUUUGGAAUAAAAUCAUCUCAGAUACCAAAGAAUAUCCCUUGAACAACCCAAGGUAGUCAAAUUCUUCAUUGUAGUUAGAAAGUUCUGUCCAUAAUUCAAAACAGGAUCCUUUAAGCCUUUCAACAACUUUUCACAACACGGGACCAUAUCAGAUCAGUUGAUAUUGUAUACAGAAAAUGUUAUAAAAAACCCUGACUUUCGAAAUUUUCAAAAUCAAGGGGAAAAUACUUGAAAUGAAACUGGUUGUUCUAAUUUUAGAACAUUGUUGACAAAUUGCAGCCCAACUGGCAAUCCCCAAGUUGUUUGAAGCCUAGGACAGUGUGAUCUACAGUGUCGAGAAUGUUGCUAGUUUGUCAGGAGAUACAGUGUCGAGAAUGUUGCUAGUUUGUCAGGAGAUACAGUGUCAACACUGUCAUUCUCAUGGAAUCAGCAUAUCACUGCCAAAAAUGUAGAAUUAUUUCUUGAAAUAAACAUAAUUUUGGGA
Molecule: messenger RNA, 6075 nt
Organism: Haliotis rubra (blacklip abalone)
Lineage: Eukaryota; Metazoa; Mollusca; Gastropoda; Lepetellida; Haliotidae
Product: collagen alpha-1(I) chain-like
Exons: 62
Coding region: 218-5347 (1709 amino acids)
Molecular function (GO): extracellular matrix structural constituent
Source: RefSeq, a predicted model, not a curated record